Molecule: messenger RNA, 615 nt
Organism: Acanthosepion pharaonis
Lineage: Eukaryota; Metazoa; Mollusca; Cephalopoda; Sepiida; Sepiidae
Source: the annotation of a GenBank genome assembly
AUGAAGAAACAAGAAGGAGGAAUAUCUAUCUAUCUAUCUAUCUAUCUAUCUAUCUAUCUAUCUAUCUAUCUAUCUAUCUUAAUCUGUUCAUAUCUAUCUAUCCCAAUCUGUUCAUAUCUAUCUAUCUAUCUAUCUAUCUAUCUAUCUAUCUAUCUAUCUAUCUAUCUAUCUCAAUCUGUUCAUUUCUAUCUAUCUAUCUAUCUAUCUAUCUAUCUAUCUAUCUAUCUAUCUGUUGAUUCCUAUCUAUCCCAAUCUGUUCAUCUCUCUCUCUCUCUCUCUCUCUCUCUCUAUCUAUCUAUCUAUCUAUCUAUCUAUCUCAAUUUGUUCAUUUCUCUCUCUAUCUAUCUUAAUCUGUUCAUUUCUUUCUCUCUAUCUAUCUCAAUCUGUUUAUUUCUAUCUCAAUCUGUUCAUUUCUCUCUCUCUCUCUCUCUCUCUCUCUACCUAUCUCAAUCUGUUAAUACUUACCUAUCUCAAUUUGUUCAUUAUCUAUCUAUCUAUCUAUCUAUCUAUCUAUCUAUCUAUCUAUCUAUCUAUGUUAACAUACAUCCGAAACUUCAUCGUCUAUUCAUAAGUUCUUUAACUAUCAUAAGAUCAAUCGCUCCCCAUCGGUUGUAA